Beauveria bassiana ARSEF 2860 is the source of this 1881-nucleotide messenger RNA. RefSeq names its product YT521-B-like splicing factor. Gene Ontology annotation, molecular function: mRNA binding; N6-methyladenosine-containing RNA reader activity. The record is from RefSeq and is a predicted model, not a curated record. The transcript is spliced from 4 exons. The coding region runs from base 1 to 1881 and encodes 626 amino acids. Gene Ontology annotation, biological process: mRNA splicing, via spliceosome; regulation of alternative mRNA splicing, via spliceosome. NCBI's taxonomy places the organism in Eukaryota, Fungi, Ascomycota, Sordariomycetes, Hypocreales, Cordycipitaceae. Gene Ontology annotation, cellular component: nucleoplasm.
AUGGGAGAUAUCUCAUCUCCACUGGGUACUCCUGUGGAAAUGGCUGAGAACCAAGAGGACGAGACUCUAGCUUCGAAAUUGGAACACGGUGUUCAGAACCAAGAGCCUCCUCCGACAGCUCCACCAUCGCGUCGACGCUCUUCUUCCCUUCGACAUUCUUCUUAUGGAUACCCUGGCACGCCAUCUUCCGAUUAUUUCGACUACGGUAACGCUGGCCUAUCUCCAACCGCUGAAUCUGGUCCUUUCAAUAUGGCACCGAUGACUAGCUCCCUGCCUCACGGAGGCUACCCACAACCUUCUUUACCAGGGGGUCAUCAACAGUACGGCCAGCAGACUUCACCGCCAGCUAUACAGCACAUGCCACAUCACCCGUAUGUCGGCCAUCACCCAGGGCCAGUGAUGCCAGGGUACUACGUGCAGCAGCCACCUAUGCAUCAAUACUACACGGCCAGCACUCCUCCAGGUCACCAUGGUCCGCACCAGAUGCAAGGACGAGGCAAUUCUGGCUACUACCCGGUUCCAUAUCCGAUGGACCAUCCUCAAUCUCCAGGAUACUAUCAGCAACCGCCUCAGUUUGCUGAUCAUUCUCUUCAACGGCCCGACCACAUGAUGAACCGACAGUAUAGCCAAGGACACAUUCAAAAUGAAGGUCGAGGCCCACCUCGAAGACCGUCAUACCGAACAAACAGAUCUUUUCGAGACCCAAUAUCGCCUUCAGCCGAGACCAAGCGUCAACGACAGAAUCUAGUCCGUGGACCACCACGAAAGCCUCACCAAAGUGGCCACGCCAUAUGGGUUGGAAAUCUUCCUCCACAAACCGAAUUAAUGAAGUUGGUGCAUCACGUUUGCGAAUUAGCGCCAGGGCUUCAAUCUUUGUUUCUGAUUUCGAAGAGCAACUGUGCAUUCGCCAACUUCAAGGAAGAUGCUGCUUCCGUUGAAGCCCAGAAGACUAUUCAUGAGUCCAAGUUCCAGACCGUGCGACUAGUAUGCCGACUUAGAAAGAGCACCCCGGAAGCAGCCGCAGAGAGUCCAAUUGUCAUUGCCGAUGGAACAAGCAACCCCGAGUCGCCUACACUUUCAAAAGAUCCACUAAAGGAAAACAAGUCACCCAAACCCGAAACAUUGGAUCAUCCCGAGCCCAUGGACGUUCGCGGGGACAGCAGGAACGCCCUUGCAAACGCUCAGCGAGACCGAUUUUUCAUUCUCAAAAGCCUCACUCAUGAAGAUUUGGUACAGAGUGUCAAGACGAGCGUUUGGGCUACUCAGUCACAUAAUGAGCAUCUUUUGAACAAUGCUUUCAAAACUACCGAUAAUGUCUACCUAUUUUUUUCUGCCAACAAAUCUGGCGAAUAUUUUGGAUUUGCUCGAAUGACAUCGGCAAUCAAUCAAGACCCAAAUGCAGCCAUUCAAUUUGCGCCCCAAAACCAGACUGCCAGCGAAAGUGACCAACCACAACCUGUUACGAUCGAAGCGAAAGAUAAUAUUCCAAAAGGGCGCGUCAUUGAUGACUCGGCACGAGGAACCAUGUUCUGGGAAAUUGAAGAAAGUGAGACUGAGGGCGAUAUCGAGGACGACAACGAAGUCAUGAGUAACAAGGGAGCGGAUGAUGCGGAUGAGGACUUGCAGACACGGGGUAAACCAUUCAACCUCCAUUGGCUGUCCACUAUUCCGUUGCCCUUUUACCGCACACGAGGCUUGCGCAACCCUUGGAACUCGAAUCGCGAGGUCAAGAUUGCUAGGGAUGGGACGGAGCUUGAACCUUCAAUCGGACGCCGGCUCGUCGGUUUGAUGAAUAUCAACCUCAAUCCUGGACGGCCGCCACAUCCUUUGAAUGACCCGAGGGGCUUCAAUGCUUUUAUUGCCUCUGGCCGACGGCCAUGA